Heteronotia binoei (common prickly gecko) is the source of this 2995-nucleotide messenger RNA. RefSeq names its product solute carrier organic anion transporter family member 2A1 (gene SLCO2A1). The record is from RefSeq and is a predicted model, not a curated record. Gene Ontology annotation, biological process: sodium-independent organic anion transport; prostaglandin transport; transmembrane transport. The transcript is spliced from 14 exons. The coding region runs from base 302 to 2212 and encodes 636 amino acids. Lineage: Eukaryota; Metazoa; Chordata; Lepidosauria; Squamata; Gekkonidae. Gene Ontology annotation, cellular component: membrane. Gene Ontology annotation, molecular function: prostaglandin transmembrane transporter activity; protein binding.
AAAGGGUCAGGCUUGCUGGCGAGAGCCGGUGUGCGAGCGGCGUGCUCUCCAGCGCCGGCUUUUACGCGCUAAAGGCAAGAGGGGAGGAGAAAGGCAGUUUCAUCAUCGCUUCAAUGAGCGGAGCGGGCUUAUAAAAACGCUCCGCUCGGGCACCGUCGCUUGGCUGCCUUUCCAUUCUAGCGCCUGGGAAGGUGGGGAAGCGAGGCAGGCACCUGACCGAGGCAGUCCGUGGAGCUGGAAGCUCCCGCUUCACACGCGCUUGGACCCCGGAGGAACUGCUUGAGACUGCUCGGAGCCCACCAUGGGAGUUCAGCCCGAAAACGGCAAAGCGCCCAGAAUCGGCAACAGCCGACACGGUUUCAGCACCUGCUUCGGGAUCGACGUCUGCCAAAUGAAGGUAUUUGUGUUCUGCCAUGGCCUGCUACAGCUGUCUCAGCUCCUCUACAGUGCAUACUUCAAGAGCUCUCUGACGACCAUUGAGAAACGCUUUGGCCUUUCCAGUUUCUCCUCCGGCUUCCUCUCCAGUUUGCAUGAGAUUGGCAAUGUCAUCCUCAUCAUCUUUGUCAGCUACUUUGGGAAUCGAGUUCACCGGCCUAGGGUAAUAGGUCUUGGAGGCCUGCUGAUGGCAGUGGGAGCCUUGCUUCUGACCUUCCCGCAUUUCAUCUCACCCCUAUAUGAAUACUCUGCAGUACAUGUUGAUAAGAACAGCAGCAUCACAUCUGAGAUCUGCCUUGGAAAGAAUGAACGCCCAGACAUCACCGAGCAUGUCCAGCCAGAACAAAGUUCGUUGUGGGGACUAAUGGUUUUUGCCCAGCUGUUGGCAGGAAUUGGAACUGUCCCAAUUCAGCCUUUUGGAAUCUCCUAUGUGGAUGAUUUUGCAGAGCCAAAUAACUCUGCUUUGUAUAUAGCAAUUUUAUUUGCCAUAUCCGUGUUUGGCCCUGCAUUUGGAUAUCUCCUUGGCUCAGCAGCAUUGCAGAUCUAUGUGGACACUGGGAGAGUUGACCUGAGUACUAUAGACUUGCAUCCUGAUGACCAGCGCUGGAUUGGUGCAUGGUGGUUUGGACUCCUCAUUUCCUCAGGUUGCUUGGUGCUCACAUCCAUUCCCUAUUUCUUCUUCCCUCGGUAUAUGAUCAAAGGGAGGGUAGAAUCUGAAGUGGACAUCUUGAAGAAGAUUGAGAAAGCAAAGGCCGAAGAAGGAACUCUGUGGGAAUUUAUUAAAAAGUUCCCUCGAGGCAUCCUCUCACUGAUUCUCAAUCCACUCUUCAUAUUGCUGGUUGUAGCUCAGUGCAGCUUCUCCUCAGUCAUUGCUGGCCUCUCUACCUUUCUCAACAAAUACCUGGAGAAACAGUUUGGAACCAGUCCUUCCUAUGCAAACUUUCUCAUAGGAAUCAUCAACCUGCCUGCUGCUGCUUUAGGAAUGCUGUUUGGAGGCAUCCUCAUGAAGCAUUUUGGCUUCUCCCUGAAAACCAUCCCAAGGUUCUCCACAGUUGUGCUGCUCAUCUCCACGCUUUCCUGCCUUCCUCUCUUCUUUAUGGGCUGUUCCACAAAGAUGGUGGCUGAAAUUUAUCCACCCAGAACAUCAAGUCCCUCACUGCAGGUUGAGUGCAACAAACUGUGCUUCUGCCCUGACUCUAUCUUCUACCCCAUCUGUGGAGCUGAUGGUGUGGAAUACAUCUCUCCCUGCCAUGCAGGCUGUACUAGCUUCAUCACAGGUGAUUCUUCAAGCAUGGUUAAGUUGUACACGAACUGCUCCUGUAUCCACACAGCAUCUGGAGACUCUUCGGCGAAUGUAGAAUCUUGCCCGAUUAGCUGUGCCAAUUGGCUGCUUCCUGUUAUAUUCCUCAUCUCAUUUGCUGGACUGAUAGCUUGCCUUUGCCAAAACCCUAUCUACAUGAUGGUGUUACGAGUGGUGGGCUAUGAAGAAAAGUCCUUUGCCAUUGGAGUUCAGUUCUUAUUGAUGAGAUUACUAGCUUGGUUGCCAGCUCCUGCCCUCUUUGGCUUACUCAUUGAUUCUUCGUGCAUCUGGUGGAGACAACAGAAUGGCAAGACUGGAUCCUGCAUUUACUAUGAUAACAACUUCCUGCGCAGCAGGUACUUGGGUCUCCAGGUAGGCUACAAACUUCUUGGUAUUGUGGUGUUGACCUUAAUCAGCUGGAAGAUGACCAAGAACAAGGAAUACAAUGUGCAAGACAAAGCCGGUGGGCUAGUAUAGUUCUGCAUUACAAGGACACUUCUAGAGCAUCAUUUUAUGCCUUGAGCAAUAUUUUGUACCUUGCCUGUAUUUACUUAACAGCCUUUGUGGCCUUUUUACAUUAAGGGGACAACAUAUUCACAGCUGAACUUUAAAUUCUUGCAUAUAGGCUCCAGCUAUGUGCAGUCCAGUGAAAUGAACAUCCUGAUGCCAGUAAAUGGAGCCAUAAGCUAGACUCCCCAUGGCCAAGGCCUGUCCAAAAGGAAAGUAAAUGUUAAAGAGCCAGUGCAGCCCCCUGUUAUUUCUGGGAGGUCUCAGUAGAAAAUAUACAUGGGUCUUGGACAGGGACACCCAGCAAAGGCCAUUGUGUAGCUGUGCUUAUAUUCUACGGUCUACCUGACAUGCCCAAGAGUGGACGUUUCUUUUGAUCUCCUAAACACGUAGGUCAGACAGUUGGAAGAAAGCCAACCUGGACUCUUGGAAAACAUUAGAAAGAUAGGAAUGGCAAAUGAAAGCUGUUACAGAGAGCAUAGUUUCUUAGAAGCCCUUUUGAGAGAAGGAUGCAGUCUUGUACUGACUGUGUUGUGUUGUGCCAAGGUGAAGGGGGUGGCGUGGCAGUAUUGCUUGUUGGAGCAGCAACAGUUCUUGGUUUCUAUCAUCUCUUUCAUAUCACUUUCCUUUUCUCCCUCCUCUUCCCCUCACACCCCCAUUACACAGGUCAGAGUGAAUAUAAACUUCACUCGCUGUUUAAAGUUAUUGUUAUGAAAUAUUGAAUUUUUAAAUAAAAGCAACUUUUUUCCAAUU